Molecule: messenger RNA, 1157 nt
Organism: Notechis scutatus (mainland tiger snake)
Lineage: Eukaryota; Metazoa; Chordata; Lepidosauria; Squamata; Elapidae
Gene: AIG1
Product: androgen induced 1
Cellular component (GO): membrane; endomembrane system
Source: RefSeq, a predicted model, not a curated record
UGGAUCUACACGCCAGAAGUCUAUGCGUCCGCUCGCGUGGCUUUCAUCUCCCGCGGGGAACACUUGAGCGGCGCCGAACCCGCCCGGACCUUUUCGCUCGCGCGGCGCUUCCCAGGCUUGACGCGUGCUGAGAGCGAACGGAGCGCGCGCCCGUCGCUUUUAGCCUCCCGGUUCGUUCUGCAUUCGGGCCUUAAUUGAGGGGAGGAAGGAGUCACAACAUGGCGCUCGUGCCCGGGCAGGUGCUGCGGGUCGCCAUCCUCCUCUCCUAUUUUUCCAUCCUGUGUAAUUACAAGGCUAUUGAUAUGCCAGCGCACCAGACCUAUGGAGGCAGCUGGAAAUUUCUGACCUUCAUUAACCUGGUUGUUCAAGCAGUCUUUUUUGGGAUCUGUGUACUGACUGACCUUUCCAGCCUUCUGACUAAAGGAAAUGACAGCCAAGAACAAGAAAGGCAACUAAAAAAACUCAUCUCCCUCCGUGACUGGAUGAUGGCUGUUUUAGCUUUUCCCAUUGGGGUUUUUGUUGUGCUAAUGUUUUGGAGCAUCUAUAUCUAUGACAGAGAACUUGUUUACCCCAAGCUGCUUGAUAAUUUUAUACCAACUUGGCUGAAUCAUGGAAUGCAUACAACUGUUUUACCCUUUAUAUUAAUUGAGAUGAGAACGACCCAUCAUGAAUAUCCCAGCAGGACCUAUGGACUGAUUGCUGUGUGCACUAUUUCAGUUUGCUACAUAUUAUGGGUCUGUUGGAUAUAUCAUGUGACUGGGGUUUGGGUAUAUCCUCUCCUGGAUUACCUUGGUUCAACUGCUAAAAUUGUCUUCUUUGCCACUGUAACUGUAGUAAUAAACAUCUUUUACUUGCUGGGUGACAUACUAAACAACUGCAUAUGGGAUACACAAAAAUGUAUAGAAGAAGGAAAGGGAAAAUCUAAAUCAGACUGAACACAACAUAAAAGAAGAAAAUAGAAGACCUGCUAUACGAACAGCAUCUCAUAACAUCAAAAUAAAUUUCAAAGAGGCAUAUUAACAGUGCAUUCAAAAUACUUUGUUUUUUAAAAUGGGAUGUUGAUUUUAUAAUCUUCUUGAUACCUUUGCUACAACAUUGGAGGAAUUGUGGAACAGGUAUACCUCAUGUGCUGAAUAUAACAUUAUUUAUACACAGAG